Molecule: messenger RNA, 410 nt
Organism: Drosophila obscura
Lineage: Eukaryota; Metazoa; Arthropoda; Insecta; Diptera; Drosophilidae
Product: salivary glue protein Sgs-7-like
Exons: 2
Coding region: 86-355 (89 amino acids)
Source: RefSeq, a predicted model, not a curated record
AUACCUUUAAAAGCGGUAGACUCCUCCAAGGAAGGCAUCAGUCUCUGGCGUCUGCUCCCCUGAACAAGUCCAUUUACACACCAACAUGAAGCUGACCAUUUUCAUCGUCGCGAGCAUCCUGCUCAUCAGCUUCGCCGAUCUGGGCACUGGAUGCAAGACCCCAAACAACAAGCCCCCAAAAGGCAAGCCCCCAACCAAUCCCUGCGACUUGUGCGGCUUAUGCGGUCCCGGUGGAACCGCCUGCCAGGGAUGCAAAGGAAGGGACGGUCUCUGCCAGGAGCUGCUCGACAAUGUGCGCGUCCUUGAACGCAAGAUCCGCCAGUGCGUGUGCGGGGAAAAGUCGUGGUUGCUGUAAAGUGGAUCCCUCAGCCUCCUACUCCUACUUCCUGUUGUGACCCCUGCCUGGACUA